CGAGGGUUCCUCGGCAAAAGCCUGCUUUUGCAGCUCCCCAUCCAACGCGGGCUCUCGCACCUGCGCCGCGCACACAGCUGCGAGGGAGCUGAGCGAAUUGAACGAUUUGCCGCAACCGGAGGGCGUCCGAGAACCACGCUUGUCGGGCUGGCGGGCUGCCCGGGCAGCAGACAGUCGAGACAACAGGCAGCCCACCAUGCCCACCGCCGCCUUCAAGGGCCGGCCCCAGCUGCGCGCAAGUUCAGUAUGUGUCCAAAAUGAGUAUAUUAGAGCGCAGCAGGCGCACACCCAGAUGGCUUUGAUGCGCAUUCGAAGGCGCAAGCCGCACGCGGACCGCCAGUACUCCUUCGAUCAUAGAACACCGGACGAGCAGAUCCACCUUUGGACAAAAAGAAAAAAACGAGAAAUGCUCGAGGACAAACUGAGAAUUAGGGACGAGGAAAACGCGAGGACCUUCCACAACAUCCAGCACGAUCCGCCGAAAUUUCUGACAGGAGGGACCUGUCGGACGGACAUGCCGACGUCGACCUGGGGCAACGGCAUUGACAUGCCCGGGCCGACUCCUAAGGAGUACCGCGAGCAUAAAGUGAAUAAAGUGAAAGAACUGGACAGUGAGAAGUGGGCCCAAGUAAAAAUGUGCAAGCGCAUGGUCAAACAGUCAAAGCCCUGGAAAGGCCUUGCGCGGAAGGAGCUCGCGAAGCACGCUGAGAAAUACGAGUAUACGAAGCGUAGCAUGGCGCUGACGGCGCCGUCCGCGCGGCUCUCGAUCAUGUCGCUACCCUCUGGUGAAAGUAAAAGGUUGGAGCAUUCCAGAAAAUCGAAGCAUGCUUUGCUGGAGAAGGCUAUGGGGAGGACGACGCGCGCGUCGCGAGUUGCCGAGUUAGGAAGAUUUCCCUUCGAUCGUGGUUUAAGGACGCAAGGGAGGCCUCGAUCCGCUAGACACAUCGACGAAUGUCCUUUAUCUCCACCGCCCGGGUCGCCGACCGGCCCGGUGAUGACUAUUUGUCACACCGACACGGGUUUGGACGCGUCCGUCGCGCCCGCGGCUUUGUGCCGCGUCCCGAAGCCCGUAGCCCUGCCGGUGGCCGCACAUAACAUGACGACGGCCAUCGACUGGACGCCUGUCGACCCCGUGCCGCCCUACGAUCGGGGACGAGCCAAGUUCGCCGACGCUUCAGAACAGGAGCUGUCGACGGCGUCCUUCAUAUCGAUGCGAACAGAAAAUGCGGAGGCGGCGCCCGUGGGCUGGGCCUACCCGAGUGCGCCCACCGUCGCGGGCUCGUAUCGUCGGUUAGAUUUGAAGCCCGCGCCCGACCGGUCCGUGGGCGGUUUACAUAGGACGCUGAAGCGGGACGUGCGGCGCGACCCGAUUAUUAGUGUUACGGUGACGCACCCGACGAAGGGCGACACGCUCGUGACGAAGGCCGUGCCCCGGCCGGUCUACGCCUACCCGACGAUCUCGGGUAACGUCGACUUUUAGUUUUUCUGCUCCGAGUCGACGCCGUCGACGCGACUUCCUAG
Molecule: messenger RNA, 1521 nt
Organism: Pelagomonas calceolata
Lineage: Eukaryota; Pelagophyceae; Pelagomonadales; Pelagomonadaceae
Source: the annotation of a GenBank genome assembly